AUGGGAGAGAGGAACCAGACCAGCAGCUUUGAGUUCCUCCUCUGGGGACUCUCAGAUCAUCCAGAACAACAGCGCAUCCUCUUCCCAGUGUUCCUGUGGAUGUACUUGGUCACUGUGACUGGAAACCUGCUCAUCAUCCUGGCCAUUGCCACCGACGCCCAUCUCCACACUCCCAUGUACUUCUUCCUUGCCAGCCUGUCCAGUACAGAAAUCCUUUUCGUUACCACCACUGUGCCCAAGGUUCUUGUGAACAUCCAGACCCAGAGCAGGUCCAUUUCAUAUUCAGGAUGCCUGACCCAGCUCUACUUCUUCUUGACCUUUGGGAAUAUGGACAUCUAUCUCUUGGCCACAAUGGCUUAUGACCGCUACGUGGCCAUCUGCCACCCUCUCCACUACACGAUGAUCAUGAGUCCCCGCCGCUGCACCAUCUUGAUCACUGUCUGCUGGAUCCUUACAAAUCUUGUUGCCAUGACCCACACUUUCCUCACACUGCGACUUUCCUUCUGCUCUAAUAGAAUGAUUUCUGACUUUUUCUGUGAUCUGGAACCCUUGAUAAAGUUGGCUUGCUCUGACACUAGGAUCAAUUACCUUGUACUCCUGUUGGUUGGGGGAAUAGACAUUUUAGUCCCCUUGACACUUGUCCUGAUCUCUUAUAUCCGCAUUGUUAUAGCUAUUCUGAGGCUCCCCUCUGCCCAGGGGAGGCGCAAGGCCUUCUCUACCUGUGGGUCCCAUCUUGCUGUUGUCUCCCUGUUCUUUGGAACAGUCAUCAGGGCUUAUCUGUGCCCCUCCUCUUCCUCCUCCUCCAACUCACUAGAAAAGAAUACAGCAGCUGUUGUGAUGUACACAGUGGUGACUCCCCUGCUAAACCCCUUCAUUUACAGCCUGCGGAACAAGGACAUGAAGGGAGCUCUGGGGAAGCUUUUCAGGGGAAAAGUCUUCUUUUUGAGAGGCCAGUAA
Messenger RNA from Condylura cristata (star-nosed mole), 957 nucleotides. RefSeq names its product olfactory receptor 1P1-like. The coding region runs from base 1 to 957 and encodes 318 amino acids. NCBI's taxonomy places the organism in Eukaryota, Metazoa, Chordata, Mammalia, Eulipotyphla, Talpidae. Gene Ontology annotation, cellular component: membrane. Gene Ontology annotation, molecular function: olfactory receptor activity; G protein-coupled receptor activity. Gene Ontology annotation, biological process: G protein-coupled receptor signaling pathway. The record is from RefSeq and is a predicted model, not a curated record. The transcript has a single exon.